Scylla paramamosain (green mud crab) is the source of this 2585-nucleotide messenger RNA. RefSeq lists its product as uncharacterized. Lineage: Eukaryota; Metazoa; Arthropoda; Malacostraca; Decapoda; Portunidae. The record is from RefSeq and is a predicted model, not a curated record. Bases 403 to 1413 code for a protein of 336 amino acids. The transcript is spliced from 5 exons.
ACCCAGCAGACGACCUCGACCAUCUUAGUAGCGUAACCGACCCAAAACAAAACUGUAGCUGUGCGGACCUCACCCCAUAUACCGCCUUUAUCGGUGCCAGCGGCGUGCGAGGCGAGGUGGUGACGGCGGCAUACGCACAUAGACACUCAUACUAUCCUCCUCUAACACCAAAAUGCCUUAGAGAUACCUUGGUGGCUUGUACUAUCGCUAAAUCGCCGCCUGUGCCGUGCCUGACAUAAAUUCAAUCAUUAUCUGCUCCUGCAUUGCAUCCUCGGAACGAAAGCGAAGAUUAGAUACUUGAGAUAAGGAGAAGGAGGAAGAUAAAGCGGCGAGGACACUACGUAUUGCUUCAGGGGCUUCGCUCGGUGACGGCUGAUAAGACGGCGGUGGUAGCAUGAAGUGAUGGAGAGUGUGGGCGUGAAGGCACGACCGAAGCCCCUUCUGGUGGCGGCGGUGGUGGUUGUGGCGGUAGUGGCGGCGGGUCCUGGUGCCGUCAAAGCUUCCUCCCGGAACAACGAAAGGCUCUACUCCUCCCUGCACGAGCUGACAAAUGUGCUGCGGGAGGGAUUCAGCACCCUGGCGGAGGGGCUGCGGCAGGAGAGGACCAGCCGGGAGGACUUCACUCGCUUCCUGAAGGCGGAGGUAGUGGGGAUUCGCAGAGCUGUGCAGGGCCUGUGUCGCGGUGUGCGGGUCCUGUCUGGUGGCAGCGAUGAGGCGUGUCUGGACCGGGGCGGUGGGGGCGACGGAGCGAUGCACAGCGCAGGUCAUGGCGGGGAGCGAGGGGGCGGAGGGACGGAGCUGACAUCUCUGGGAGGCAGCGGUCACUCUCAUGUUAAUGUUCAAGAAAAGACGCAUUCUAGGGACCGCCAGCAGCAACAGACAGCCCCGCCUCCUCCAGAUCCUAUGUCCUGCCCGCAACCCUACCGUAGGUUUGGCAACUACUGCCUCACGCUGCUUCGGGAGAGGGUCAACUGGGAGGAGGCUCGGGGGCGGUGCCAUAGCUUCGCCCAGUCUCUAGGGGCGGCGGGCGAGGGGGACCUGGCCGUGGUGGAGGACAUGGACACCUUCAAAGCCUUCGUGGCUGAGACAGACUUCCAGCCUCCACAGCCGCUCAACCACCACCACCGCCGCUACCACCACCGCCACUACCACUGUCACCGUCAUCACCACUACCCUCUCAACUCGUGCUUAUGUUCGGCAGGUGAGGCCCCGUCCGGGAUGGCGCUGGUGGGCGGGUCGGCUGACGGGUGGGGCGGUGCGUGGGUGUGGGUGGACGGCUCCCUCAUCAAGCAGCUCCCAUGGCUGUACUCGCAGACGGGGCAUGAGGGCACGGUGCUGGCGGUGGAUAGGGACGGCAUCUUCCACACCAUCAUCAGGAGGACCGCUCUGUGGCCGAUCUGCCAACUCAAGUAGCUCCUCGGGUCGCCUGCCUCGUAAUCGCUUCUGCCGCUGUAUACUCGUCCCUUCCAGCCCCUCCCAACCCUCCUCUCCUCCUAGCUUGUGUAUAGCCUCUCUCUCUCUCUCUCUCUCUCUCUCUCUCUCUCUCUCUCUCUCUCUCUCUCUCUCUCUCUCUCUCUCUCUCUCUCUCUCUCUCUCUCUCUCUCUGAUUCAUUUCUAUUUUUGCCCUGCCUAUAUAUAUAUAUAUAUAUAUAUAUAUAUAUAUAUAUAUAUAUAUAUAUAUAUAUAUAUAUAUAUAUAUAUAUAUAUAAUACAACUAUUAGUCUGCAUGUCAGUCAAGGCCGGCAGUAUAUGUAUGUAUGUUAGUCUUCACUUGCCACUUCUAUUUUCACCCUUCACACAAUCUGGUCUCGGAAUACAAUGAAGUUUUCCUCUCUUACUGUCCCGAAAGGCACGCCACCCUGAUUACAUUCGUCUCCCUCUCCAGAACUCGGUUUUCUGUAUGCCUAAGUUUGGUUUUCUCUUUCCGUGUCGCGCCUUACGUCUGUGCAUCGAUACCCGUCUCUCUCUCUCUCUCUCUCUCUCUCUCUCUCUCUCUCUCUCUCUCUCUCUCUCUCUCUCUCUCUCUGCAUUAGUGACGCCAACCUACCACGAGACCUAACCUCCUACUAACAAAUUUACGGGGUUAUUACAAAAUUAUUUCCUUUCUCACUCUAGCAAAUGAGACUACUAUUAUUAUUAUUAUCAUUAUUAUUUUUAUGGAAAGUGAUACUGUAUACCAUAUUGUUAUAGAUGUCAUUGCCGCUGUAAUUAUCAUGAUAAUUUUGUUUGGUGAAUGAACUCAGAGGCUGUACAUACGUGACAGUUAGGCAAUGCUAGGGUAGUUAGAAUAUAUACACAGCAACAGUAAGGACGUAUAUAACACAAGUAUGUGAUAUUAAUAACUAGAUAAAUCGUAGUUUCAUCUGCUAGAGUAAAACAGGAGCAAUUCUGUAAUGACGCCAGAAUAUCACACCCCUUUACACGCCUACAGCUUAUAAAAAAAAGAUACACAUGAUAUUACUGAAUAUGCCGAACAAUACUCGUAUACUAAUAUAAUAGUGAACCCCGUCAUUGGUCGCGUUGCUUCUUCGUUUCCUGUGCUGAACAACAACAAUCAGAUUAACAAUAAACUGGAAACAAUAAAC